Messenger RNA from Ceraceosorus bombacis, 1305 nucleotides. NCBI's taxonomy places the organism in Eukaryota, Fungi, Basidiomycota, Exobasidiomycetes, Ceraceosorales, Ceraceosoraceae. The record is from the annotation of a GenBank genome assembly.
AUGCCGCUCCCCAAUGCUAUUUUGCCGUCCGCUCUGUCAGCUGUGGGCGAUACGCCGCUGAUUCGACUCAAUCGCAUCCCCCAAAGCCUCGACAUCAAGUGCAACGUCUGUGAGUGUCAGAGACGGCGUCACUAUCGAUCGCCGUGUCAGUCUCUUGACAUCCCUUGCCUACUCCCCCCUCCCCCUCCCCCUCCGCUCGAUGCAGUGGUCAAGUGCGAGUUCUUCAAUGCUGGCGGAUCCGUCAAGGAUCGCAUUGCGGGCAACAUGCUGAUGCACGCGGAAGCAGAGGGCCUCCUCAUUCCCGGCAAGUCGGUCAUCGUCGAGCCUACGUCUGGCAACACGGGCGUAGGACUAGCCUUGGCUGCAGCCAUCAAAGGUUACCGAUGCAUCAUUGUAUUGCCCGAAAAGAUGUCUGCUGAGAAAGUCACUACCCUCAAGGCUUUGGGAGCGGAGGUGGUGCGCACUCCCACUGAAGCUGCUCACGACGAUCCGCGCUCCAACAUCAUGGUGGCCAAGAGGCUCUCCAAAGAAAUUCCAGACGCGGUGAUCCUGGAUCAGUACAACAAUCCCAACAAUCCGCUGGCUCACAGACACACUGCCCAAGAGAUCAUUGACGCUAUCGCCAACGGCAUCGCGCCACCCAAGAAACCAGUGGCUGUGGCGACCAAGGUGGCUUCCGACGACAAAGCCAAGGCUGGUUUGCCCACGCCUGACUCCACUCCUCCGCCCUCCCUCAGCGGCCUGGAGAUUGGUGUGGGUACAAGUGAGCCUGCGCCCGCAUCUGUGCCCACUGUGGUCGGCGCGCAAGAGCAGGCGGACCAGUCCAAAGUUGUCGACGUGCUCGUCGCCGGUGUGGGAACGGGCGGCACGAUCAGCGGUAUGGCUACGCGCCUGCGCGAAUCGGAUCACAACCCAGACCUGCACGUCGUGGGUGUGGACCCGUUCGGAUCGACGUUGGCCGAACCUGCCACGCUCAACACGCUUCCAGACGGAGAGACGGGCGCGUACAAGAUCGAAGGGAUCGGAUACGAUUUUGUGCCCAACUCGCUGGACAAGUCUCAGAUCCAAACGUGGAUCAAGACGAAGGACGAAGAGUCGUUUGAAUUUGCCAGGAGACUGAUCAGGCAGGAGGGCUUGCUUUGCGGAGGUAGUUCGGGAGCUGCGAUGGCCGCAGCGAUGCGCUUCUUGCAGCAGGGAGGAGAUGGAUACGAAAAGUAUGGAAGGGUGCAGGGCAAAAAUGUCGUCGUUGUCCUGCCCGACUCGAUCCGCAACUAUAUCACCAAACCUUGGUUGUUGGCACCCUGA